Aspergillus puulaauensis is the source of this 7554-nucleotide messenger RNA. It is a transcript of the gene PKS10, whose product is annotated as type I iterative PKS. The record is from RefSeq and is a predicted model, not a curated record. The transcript is spliced from 2 exons. Gene Ontology annotation, biological process: fatty acid biosynthetic process; secondary metabolite biosynthetic process. Bases 1 to 7554 code for a protein of 2517 amino acids. Gene Ontology annotation, molecular function: phosphopantetheine binding; 3-oxoacyl-[acyl-carrier-protein] synthase activity; fatty acid synthase activity. Lineage: Eukaryota; Fungi; Ascomycota; Eurotiomycetes; Eurotiales; Aspergillaceae.
AUGACAACUCUGCACGAGCCGAUAGCCAUAAUCGGCUCGGCAUGCCGGUUCCCAGGACAGUCCCAGACGCCUACAAAACUGUGGGAGUUACUGCAGCACCCCCGAGACGUCCUGAAGGAAUUCGAUCCAGAGCAACUGAGCCUGCAGCGCUUCUUCCACGAGAAUGGAGAGACCCACGGCUCAACGGACGUCACCAACAAGUCCUACCUCCUAGACGAAGACAUCGGUUUCUUCGACGCCUCCUUCUUCGGCAUCAGCCCCGUCGAGGCAGCCAGCAUGGAUCCCCAGCAGCGAAUCCUACUUGAGACCGUCUACGAAGCACUCGAAGCCGCCGGUCUUACCCUCCCCCAAAUAAAGGGCUCCCAAACAGGCGUCUACGUCGGAUCCAUGACAGACGACUGGUCCGCGAUCCAGCGCAGAGACAUGGAAACCGUCACCACAUACGCCGCAACCGGCACAGCAAGCAGCAUCCUCUCGAACCGAAUAUCGCACGCAUUCGACCUCCACGGGCCCUCCGAAACCAUCGACACCGCCUGCUCCAGCUCCCUCGUAGCCCUGCACCACGCAGCCACCGCCCUCCGCAUCGGAGACUGCGACACGGCCCUCGUCGCGGCCGCCAAUCUAAUCCUAGACCCGAGCCGGUACAUCCUCGAGUCCAAGCUGCAUAUGCUCUCGCCAGACGCGCGGUGCCGGAUGUGGGAUGUAGGUGCGAACGGGUAUGCGCGUGGGGAGGGCGCUGCAGCGUUAAUACUUAAACCGCUCAGCCGCGCGCUCAGGGACGGGGAUCACGUCGAUGCGCUGAUUAGGGGUACGGGUGUGAAUUCUGGUGGUCAGACUGCGGCGGGAAUUACGGUGCCUUCGGCGAUAAGCCAGAGGGAUCUGAUCCGGAGCACGUAUCGUCGUGCGGGACUGGAUCCGGUGAGGGAUGCGCCGCAGUUUGUGGAGUGUCAUGGCACUGGGACGCCUGUUGGGGAUCCUGUCGAGGCGCGGGCUCUCAGCGAGGCAUUCAUUGCUUCUACUGUGCCAGGAAGGUCAAAGGUAAUCCACGUCGGGUCUAUAAAAACCGUCAUCGGGCAUCUAGAGGGCUGUGCGGGAUUAGCGGGUGUGCUCAAGGCUAUACUGGCUAUCAAGCACAAGACCAUCCCUCCAAACCUCCUCUUCAACAAACUCAACCCAGAGAUUGAACCGUAUUACGGUCCGUUACAGAUCACAAAAGUCCCGCUCGCAUGGCCAGAGCAGCCCGCAGGUACACCGAUGCGAGCGAGCGUGAAUAGUUUCGGAUUCGGGGGGACCAACGCCCAUGCUAUCAUCGAGGGCUUCGCAGAAGAGAGUAACAUUACAAACGAACAUGUUCCUGUUCCGGAGGACGAGUUGACUCCCGCGAGCCCGUUAUUGCUAUUCUUCUCAGCCCGGUCUGCCUCGUCGUUGCUGCGUUCCAUCAAGGCAUAUAUACAGCAUCUGCGGCAUAAUCCUCGCAUAAAUCUCCGCGAUCUCAGCUGGAUUCUUUACUCGCGCCGCUCUGUGCAUCGCAUGCGAGCUUCCUUUUCUGGAGUAUCACGAGAGACUCUCUUGGAACAUAUGGAAAGCUAUGUCUUGCGCUGUGAGGCUGGAUACGAACCACGGCUGGUAAACCGGGCAAGUCCUAGCCCUAAAGCCCUAGGGGUAUUCACAGGCCAAGGCGCACAAUGGCCAGCUAUGGGGCGUGAACUAUUCCUCCACUCCCAUCUUUUCCGUCAGAGUAUCGAAGCCUGCGAAGCAGUGUUACAAGCUUUACCAGAGCAUAUCCCGAGUUGGUCACUAGUGGAUGAACUGACGAGUACCAGCACCAGCUCAUCGCGGAUUGCUUUGGCCGCUAUUUCGCAGCCUCUAUGCACAGCAGUGCAAAUCAGCCUGGUUAAUCUCUUAACUACCGCAGGGAUCAAAUUCGAUCAUGUUGUCGGGCACUCCUCUGGUGAAAUCGCCGCUGCGUAUGCCAGUGGCAUUAUCACGCUUGAAGCGGCAAUGCAGAUGGCCUACUACCGCGGCUUCCACGCAAGUCUUGCACAGGGUCGAAACGGUGAAAAGGGAGGGAUGAUCGCGGUGGGACUAUCCUAUGAUGAUGCAUUGGAGUUCUGCACGCGUUUUGAAUUCGAAGACCGUAUCCAGGUCGCGGCUGUUAAUGCACCGCAGAGUGUGACUAUUUCUGGCGAUCUUGAAACCAUACUACAAGCUAAGGAAAGACUCAAGCAGGAUGGUGUGUUUGUGAAACAACUCAAGGUUGAUACGGCUUAUCAUUCGCAUCAUAUGCGGCCCUGUGAGCAGGCGUACUUGGAUUCGUUGCUGGCGUGUGAUAUACAAGUACAGCUCCAUGAUAGAAAGUCUCCGAUAUGGCAUUCCAGUGUACACGGCGAUACACUACUAGAACAAGAUGACCUGAGCGCGCUUUCCGGACCGUACUGGGUAUCCAACAUGAUCCAGCCCGUGCUCUUCUCUCGCGCUAUCGUGUCCGCCAUACAGCAUGGAGGACCCUUCGACUUGGUCGUUGAAGUUGGGCCCCAUCCCGCGCUCAAAGGGCCGACGGAGCAGGUCUUCAAAGAAUUAGGUGCUGUUCCUUAUUACACUGGGACAUUGAAGCGUGGGGAGAACGACAUCGAGGCGUUGAGUGCUACUGUCGCGGGUAUAUGGAUGCAGCUAGGCCCUGAAUCCAUAGACCUGAAUGGAUUCCACAGGGCAUUUUCUGUUGAUCGUAACCUGCAGGAGUAUACAUCUGCCACUCCCGCGCUUAUAAAAGAUCUACCGACUUAUUCCUGGGACCAUGACCGGGUCUUCUGGCGGGAGUCGCGCAUGUCUCGCCGAUUCCGCACAGACAGAGACAGACCACAUGAACUACUAGGCCGGCGCACACCAGACGAUAACAACCGGGAACUUCGCUGGCGGAAUGUUCUCAGACGGAACGAAUUGUCCUGGCUUAGUGGGCACGAGGUCCUGGGCGAUAUUUUGCUCCCCGGGGCAGCGUAUGUGUCUAUUGCGCUUGAGGCAGGCCGGUAUCUUGCGGGCAUGCAGAAGAGGAGAUGUCUUGAGCGGCUUGAGGUUGAGAAGGUGAGGAUUCUGCGGCCGGUGGUUGUACCGGAUGAUAAGGCUGGGGUUGAGACGCUUUUCACUGUUUGCGUAGAGGAAUCUGCGUCUGCAUCAGAAGGCGAUGUUCAGAUCAUCACAGCCCAGUUCUCGUACUACGUCUGUCCUGACGAGACAUCUGGGUCCAUGAUACACACCUGCAGCGGUAACCUCACUAUCCAUCUCCGCCGGAUAUCCGAUAUCAACGCUGCUCAGAACUACAACGUCCUCCCUCCAAAAGAGCCCCCUCCUACAGAUCUAACCCCCAUCACCACCUCCGACAUCUACUCCAUGUUCCACCGCAUCGGCCUUACAUACUCCGGUAUCUUCCGCACCAUCGACACCUGCCAGCGGUGUCUAAACUUCUCCACCGCCACCGCAGUCUGGCCUGGCGGUGCACUAGGCCGUCGUGAUGAGUACCUGGUCCACCCGGCCCUCCUUGACGUUGCAUUCCAAGCACUAUUCCUCGCGCGAACGCAUCCAAAUACAGGCCAUGUCUCGGCUGCUCUGCUACCAUCGUAUAUAGAGCGUGUUCGCGUUGCUGGACCUAGGGCAGAACAAGCCGGACUUGGAACGGGACCUGGAGACAUCCGCGCAGAAUUCGAAACAUGGAUCAUCCAGCAGACUGCAGAAACAGUAACAGGGGAUAUCAACAUCUACGAUCCAGCAGCAGAGAGCCGCCGAGUUCUCCAGCUCGAGGGGUUAGAGGUCCGGAUGGUUGGGGAGCUUGAUGUCUCGGCUGACAGGCCCAUAUUCUCCAAAACGGUUUGGGGGUCUGAUAUUGCACGCAGGAUUGAGAUUGCUGAGUUGGUUCAUGAAUAUGAUACUGUUCGAGACGGGCAGCUGUUACGCUUGAGUGCAGCUGCUGAGCGUAUGGCGCUGUUCUAUGCUAAACAGGUAGUGAACGAAGUUGAGGGUUUUGAUAAUCGGGAAAAGAUGUCGUGGUAUCAUCAUCGCAUGCUCGAGGCAUUAGAUACGCACCUGGAGCUUACGCGAAAAGGUCAGCAUCGGAUCAUGAGGCGGGAGUGGUUAGAAGAUACACAGGCAACGAUGGAUGCGCUGGACGCGGAGAAUCCGGAUGAAGUAGAGCUGGAGAUCCUGAAGGCUUCCGGGGAGAAUCUUGCAAGAGUAGUCCGGGGGGAGAUGCACAUGCUGGAAGUUCUCAAGGAGAAUGACCUGCUGGGUCGGUAUUAUAUGCGCGAUGGCGGCUUCAUCAGGGUUAAUCAGUGUCUUGCCCGUGCGAUGCAGCACAUCUCGUUUAAAUUCCCGCGUUGCAAUAUUCUGGAGAUUGGGGCUGGGACUGGUGCUACGACCUGGAGUGUCCUGGACGCCAUCAAGUCCGCAUACGAGAUGUACACGUACACAGACAUCUCCGCUGGCUUUUUCUCCAGCGCAAGGGAAAAGUUCACAGACUCACUCGAUCAAAUGAUAUUUAAAGUCCUCGACAUUGAAAAAGAUCCAUCAACCCAGGGCUUCGCACCGCACUCAUACGAUGUGAUCAUCGCAGCCAAUGUCAUCCACGCCACCCGUAAUCUGGAAAACACACUGCGGAAUAUUCGAUCGUUGCUCCGGCCUGGGGGAUACUUCCUUCUGUUUGAAGUCACAAAUACGCAGUCUCUUCGGAUUCUGGUUAGUUUCGGUGGCUUGAGUGGGCUGUGGCUGGGAGAGGAGGAGAAUCGUCGACUGAGUCCGACAGUCUCAUGCACAGACUGGGAUAGACUCUUGGGACAGACGGGAUUCUCGGGUGCUGAUACUGUCGUUCAUGACGUUGCUGACGAGGACAAACAUACCCUGUCUUUGAUUGUUAGCCAGGCAGUGGACCGGGCAUUUCUUCGCUUGCGAGAUCCGUUGGCUACUGCAGCCGAGUUUGACCUUUCUCUAGGACCUGUGUUAUUGAUAGGAGGGCAGAAGUCGACAACGUCAAUUGCUAGCCAGAUUCAAGAGAUUCUUCCUGAAUCGUGGCAUCGGGAAUUGCACGUCAUUCCCAGCCUUGAUGGGCUUGAUCCAGCUCAACUGCAACCAAACAUGGAGAUAAUCUGUCUGCACGAGCUAGACGAGCCACUCUUCACAGGGAUGACAUCACGACGGCUAAACAUGCUGCAAAAUAUGCUAACAAACGCCCGUGUACUACUCUGGGUGAAGCCCGCAGACCAGACGCAGACCCCUCGAGCUGCCAUGUUCCCAGGUAUUGCACGCGUUCUUGAAGAUGAGAUACCGCAGCUGCGAACACAGGUUGUUAGUCUUGAGACGGGUGUAGAUGGCUCCGUGGCAGCUCGAUUCUUAGUUGAGGGUCUCCUGCGACUGCAUGAGCUGAGUGAGCAUGACCGCGUAGCGCAGAGCGAUAGGGACGUAUACCAGCAGGUAUGGAAACAGGAGCCUGAAGUUACGCUGCGUACCACUGGUCAAGUCCUGAUUCCACGGGUCGUUAUGGAUAAUGACCUGAACGAGGUGUAUAUUGCGUCAACGCGCGCAGUGACAAAGCUGGUGGAUUCAGCAGAUACUAUCAAGGCAGUGCCUGGGGCGUCCAAGAUGAUGCUGCAAGUUGACACUGACAGGACCACGACUGCCUGUACUAUUUCUGUUAAGUAUGUGGUGCAUAUGCCAGAUAACCAAGGUGAUGGACUGUACCUUGUUUAUGGGACUCAGGAUGGGUCGACAUCUGUGAUUGGCAUCUCGAAAUACAACUCCUCGGUGGUGCAGUUAGGGCUGGCUGAUAUAUUCACUGUCGACAACGAUACAGCUGUGAGCACCAUCAAAGCAACCACGAACUGCUUACUCUCUCGAGCCCUAUCCAUGAUUGCAGGGCCCGGAGCGAGAGUCCUUGUGUACGAGCCACCGUCAGAAUCAAUUGCUUCUCUGGUUACCACUGAUUUGAUGCACGCUGGAGCACGAGUUCAUUUCGUGACAUCGGGUCUCAAUGGACCGGUCGAUUGGAUCAGGGCCCACCCUCUGGCAUCGAAACGUGAAAUUGAGCGUCUCAUACCUACAGAUAUCACGCUGUACGUGGACUGCUUGACAGAUGGUUUGGCGAGCCAGACCAUUCAAUCGUGUCUUCCACCUAAUUGCACACGGUGCCAUUUUGACAGUCACCUUCUGAAGCAGGUCAUCAAAGAUGGAGUAAAUAUUCCAAUAUUACUCGGGGACGCAUAUAGGGCUGCAAAGGGUGUUGCACGAGACGAAAGCGAUAUCGUCCCAGCAUCUCAGUUAGCAGGCACAGACCUUAGCCUGCUCAACAGACAAUAUGUGACUGACUGGCAGCGGAAGUCUGAGCUCCUCAAAGUCACAGUUCCGCCUCUUUCGAUGAAGAACCUCUUCCAUCCUGACCGGACAUAUUUCAUGGUAGGAGCCGCAGGGGGCUUGGGACUCUCGAUCUGCCGCUGGAUGCUCCGUAACGGCGCCAAGUUUAUAGUAAUCGCCAGUCGAGACCCUCAAAUAAACACUUCCCUCCUUGAGGAUGCCCAUCGCCAAGGAGCCAGGGUAGAAGUCGUCGCCAUGGACGUGACCAACAAAGAGUCAGUAGAGGAGGUUGUCCACAAGAUCCAACAGACAAUGCCACCAGUCGCCGGCGUCUGCAACGCAGCGAUGGUCCUCUCAGACUCCCUAUUCCUAGACAUGGACGCAGCCCAACUAAACAAGACCCUCGCCCCCAAAGUCGACGGCUCCGAGCACCUCGACGCCGUGUUCAGGGACUCAGAUCCGAACCUCGACUUCUUCAUCCUGCUCUCAUCCGCCGCUGCAGUCGUCGGCAACGCAGGACAGUCGAACUACAACUGCGCCAAUCUCUACAUGGAAGCACUCGUGGACCAGCGCCGUGCCCGCGGCGCCCCAGCCUCUAUCAUCCAUAUUGGAUAUGUGAGUGAUGUGGGCUAUGUAUCGCGCAAUUCCAGCCGCCAGAUGCAGCGGCAGUUCAGUAAAUUGCGGUCGAUGCCUUUGUCCGAGAUAGACGUGCAUCAUGCAUUUGCUCAGGCAAUUCGAGGGGGGAGACCGAGUACUGGUCUAUCUCACAAUAUCAUUAUGGGCGUCCAGCCUCCUACUGUUCCUCUGGUCCCGAAUCAGCCAGUCGUGUGGUUGGGGAACCCACGCUUUGGACAUUUCGUGCCUUAUAAUAAAGUAGGAAAUAAGCAGCAGCUGAAGCCAGGAAAACUAGGAGACGUCCGAAAGCUGGUAAUAGAGGCACAGAGCGAAGAGGAUGCCGUGGCGGUUACUGUCGCGGCUUUUUCUACCAAGCUGGAGUCCAUAUUACAGUUGCCACCGGGGUCUGUUGUAGAAAAUCAAAAACAGCCGCUCGUCGAGCUGGGCAUUGACUCUCUUGUCGCGGUGGAGAUACGGACGUGGUUUGUGCGAGAGUUGGGCGCUGAAGUUCCUGUCGUGAAGAUUCUGGGGGGAGACUCGGCCUUGCAGCUCUGUCGGAUUGCUGUGCGGAGCGUAAGGAAACAGAUAGUUGAAGUGAAGGUAGAGUAG